Belonocnema kinseyi is the source of this 4272-nucleotide messenger RNA. RefSeq names its product oxysterol-binding protein-related protein 8 (gene Orp8). Gene Ontology annotation, cellular component: intracellular membrane-bounded organelle; membrane; cytosol. The record is from RefSeq and is a predicted model, not a curated record. The coding region runs from base 318 to 3041 and encodes 907 amino acids. Gene Ontology annotation, molecular function: cholesterol binding. The transcript has 19 exons. Lineage: Eukaryota; Metazoa; Arthropoda; Insecta; Hymenoptera; Cynipidae.
AUGACAAAAAUGCGUAACUAGACUCUAGAGAACGUAGAUAAUUCAUAGUUUCAUACAGCAUGGUCUUCCGUGUUUUCGGUCUCGAGAUUCUGACACCGACAAUUAUUUGCAAUCCCAAAAGUGAUUAAAAACCUUAAGAAAGCGAAUUCUCCAUUUCCUCAAAUAGCGCGAAUAUUAGUAAAUCUCGAGUCGCGAUUCGGAAAGAGUUUUUCUGAGAAUUCUCUCUGCUUCUCGAACUGGAUGGAUCAACUUUAAAAGUGCUCUGAAUAAAUGGAAUAAGCCUGCCUUCGACUUGAAAUCAAAAUAAAAAAGCGACAAUGAAUUCUCCACCAAUCAUGGUACCUGGUGGAGAUCGACGAUCGAAUUCGGAUUUAAAUUCUAUACCUGUCGGUACUUCAACAGAAUCAUUUAAAACAAUGACCCCACCAACUGUUAGUCGGUCACUCAGCAGUGCACCAGCAGACGAUCGACACCCCAGACGAGGUAGCGUGCACGCUCAUCCAGCUUCGUUAUCCAAACUCCCAUCAUCCGAAUCUCUCACAGCAGGCAUGAAUAUGAUUACCACUGCAGAUGGUCCUCCUCUCUCUCCAGGUCUCUCGGCUACAGGUGAAAGUACAAGGGCUGACAACACAUCGGAGAAGUCAGGAGAGACUUGCAAAUUGACAAGGAAGGAAUCGUAUAAGGCACAGAGGAAAAAUUACCGAAUGGAGAAGAAGAGAGUCGCCAAUGAACUUUUGAGUUCAUUGAAGGAUCCGACUGUAGUUGUUAUGAGUGACUGGCUCAAAGUCAGGGGGACUCUUAAAAGCUGGACCAAACUUUGGUGCAUCCUCAAGCCUGGAUUACUGCUGUUAUACAAGAGUCCAAAAGUAAAAAGCAAUCAUUGGGUUGGGACAGUGUUACUAAAUACUUGCCAAGUGAUCGAACGUCCCAGUAAGAAAGAUGGUUUUUGCUUCAAAUUAUUCCAUCCUCUUGAACAAUCGAUUUGGGCUCCACGAGGACCAGAGAAAGAAGCAAUUGGUGCUGUCGUUCAACCUCUGCCAACUUCUUAUCUGAUCUUCAGAGCUCCUUCCCAGGCAGCAGGAAAAUGUUGGCUCGAUGCUCUCGAAUUAUCUCUACGUUGUUCUUCUUUGAUUGUGCGAUCGACGAGUGCCAUUCCACGCUCUCCUCAGCAUGAUGCGACAACCACUCACGAAACCCAGUGGAGCGAAGCGGAUUACGAAAAGCAUUUUAAUGAGCACGAGUACGAGACUCGUCAAGUAGUAACGCUAGAUCCUGUAUACACCUCGCACACAGACCUGGACGAUAUCAGUCAGCCUGAGAAUGGAGUCGUUCGGGAUGUGGAAAUCAGCGCCACGGACACGGAGUCGGAAGAGGAGACCAAGGAAGAGGAGGAACAGAUUAGUGAGACUCCAUAUGUGUCGAACGAGAGUGAAGUCCUUGGAUCUGCUGGAGAAGUCGUAGCAGAACUCCAGGAGGAACAGAAAUCACUCAUUUGGUUUUUAAUGAAGCAAGUUCGUCCCGGGAUGGAUUUAUCCAAAGUAGUCCUUCCCACAUUUAUCCUCGAGCCACGCUCGUUUUUGGAGAAACUCGCCGAUUCGUAUUAUCAUGCCGACAUUUUGUCUCAAGCAGUAUUGGAAGAUGACGCUUUCACUCGCAUGAAAGGAGUAGUCAAGUGGUAUUUAUCGGGCUUUUACAAAAAACCACAAGGUUUGAAAAAACCUUAUAAUCCACUUUUAGGUGAAACUUUUCGCUGCUACUGGCAACAUCAUAAUGGUUCGCGUACGUUCUACUUGUCCGAACAGUUAUCGCAUCAUCCUCCCAUUUCGGGUUUUUACGUGACAAACCGGCAAGAUGGAUUUACAAUCAGCGCCUCAAUAAUAGCUAAAUCAAAAUUUUACGGAAAUUCUACCUCUGCAGUUUUGGAUGGAGCUGCAGUUUUAACAAUGUUACCCAGAGGGGAAGAUUACACAAUGACGAUUCCUUAUGCGCAUUGUAAGGGAAUUCUAAUGGGCACAUUGUCAAUGGAACUAGGAGGGAAAAUCAAUAUAGUCUGUGAAAAAACGGGUUAUCAUACCGAAUUAGAGUUUAAGCUAAAGCCGUUUUUGGGAGGUGCUGAUCAGUUGAAUCAAGUCGUUGGCAGAAUACGAUUAGGGAAGGAAACCCUUGCUAUUAUUUCUGGAUAUUGGGACGGCCAGAUAAUGAUUAGCGACAAACGAUCAGGGCAAGAAACUCUUUUCUUUAAUCCAACACCAGAAGUUCGUAAAAACAGAUUGAAGAAGUUUACUGUUCCUUUGGAACAUCAGGGUCCUUGGGAGAGCCAAAAACUCUGGUUAGCUGUCACGCAUGCUAUUAAUAACGACGAUCAAGUUGCUGCGACAGAAGCGAAAACUCACCUCGAAGAAGCCCAAAGAGAACGUGCCAAAGAAAGAAAAAUGAAGGGCGAGGAAUGGGUUCCCAAAUAUUUUGUACAGGAUAUAAUUACCGGAAAUUGGGUUUACCGACAUGCUGAUAUUCGUCCAUGGGAUCCUAGGAACGACGUAGUACAAUAUGAAAAUGGAUAUAUAGUGCGCACAAAAACUAGACACAAGACACCAAUUAUGCGCACUAGUAGCAUCGUCUCCAUCGAUCCUCAGACCCAGAUGCCGCUACUACAAGCGGAAUCCCGUUCAUCUCUUUCCGUCCUGAAAUCUUCGAAACGGCAGCUCUCUAAUAUUCCAAUCACAGACACUGCACAUGAUUCUGGAAGUUCGUCUGCGGAAGCACAUUCUGAUUCGAGUCAGUCGAUCGGAAAAAGACGUUCAGCAACCAGGCUGGCGAUUAUGGUAAAAGGGAUGGAGGCUAGAUUGUCGGAUCACAGUGAGAAACUAAAUCAAAUUCAACGAUUAAUCGAACAGAUUGCCAUACGGCAAAGGGGUCUAAGGGACCAUCAGAAUAAUGUUAAUAUAUUUAAAACUUUUAUAGAUACAUUUAUUGUUAUUGUCGUGGUCCUCUUUGUACAAUAUGUUGUCAAGAUCUGGGCUGGAUCUUCUGAACCCAAAUGAAUUUGAUCAGCGUAAAGAGAAAACGUUACACCAGUCAUCGAAGGAAAAAAAGGGAGAUUAGAUUUUGACGAUAAAUUAAUAAAUGAAGGUACGAAACGAAGUUUGUUUGCCAUUCACACAAACGCACAAGAAAAAUACAGAAAAUGAAUUUUGCAUUUGAAAAUUUCGAAUUUUAAGAGAAAUCCAGAAAGCGUUACAAAGCACGUUUGUUUAUCGUCAAAUCAAUCUGAAUAUGUUGCAGUUUUUCCAUAGUGGAAAAAUUUACGGGGCAUUUCUUUCGAGAUCAGUACCAAUAUUUUUUCCGUCAACUUAGAUGUUUCAAUAUGUUUAUCCUCAGGUAUGUAUAUACCAAGUAGAGAUACGAUUUCCAAAUUUGAAAAUCUAUUGCUUGAUUGAAAAAACAAAUUGCCAAUUAAACAAUGUAUACUAAAUCUAAUUUACUUACCAUCAAAAUUAUCUUUUUAUCUAACUCUUUCGUCUUUGCUUUCGUAGAAAUGUUAAGAUUAAUUUCUAGAGUAAAAAUUCUGAUUUAUGAGUCCUUUGAAUAACUUUGAUUAUCAGUUACUAAUUGCAUAACAAUCAUAGGUAUUAAAAUUUAAGAAUAGUUUCUUUAGCAUAGGAGUUUAGAUUUUGGAAAGUUCUACCUGAAAUUUUCUACUGUUUCUGCUGCACAUUUAUAAAAUGGUAUCUUUAAAGUCGUGAAAAAGAAUAGAAAGCGAUUUUACGGGGAAAGCCCCUAUAAUAGUAAAGUCUCUUAUAUUUGUAUAUUAUUUUCCAGCAGAUUCGUAUCUGUGUACUCUAAUUGUAAAUAAUGUAUUGCAUUAAAAUGCAUUUUGUGCAUUCAAAAAAUAUAUGCAAAGCGUCUUGGGAGUACAUUAAUUAAGUUCUUGAAGAAUUGGGUGCCGAAAAUGUUCAUAAAUCUAUUUUCUCAUUAUGUAUUUAGUUUAGAAACUAGUGAAGAAAUUGAUCUCUACAAAAUUUUGGAUCCUUUGCAUAUAUCUGAAAAAAUUAUAUAUACAUUACGUUUAAUGUACAAAACUGUAUAUGCUUCUGUUUUUAUUGCUUUUGCUCAGGAUCAUUGUUAUUAUUCCGAAAGUUUUAUUGUUGAUUGUGUAUACAAAAAAAUUGACAUACAUAUUUUUUUCUGCGAUUGAAAAACUACGCACUUGUACUAAUUUUUAUUAACCGUUAUAAGUGUGAUGUGAAACUAAUACAUUAUAUUAAUUUUGUA